Molecule: messenger RNA, 945 nt
Organism: Melanaphis sacchari
Lineage: Eukaryota; Metazoa; Arthropoda; Insecta; Hemiptera; Aphididae
Gene: e(y)2
Product: enhancer of yellow 2 transcription factor
Exons: 3
Coding region: 560-856 (98 amino acids)
Biological process (GO): poly(A)+ mRNA export from nucleus; positive regulation of DNA-templated transcription; regulation of transcription by RNA polymerase II
Cellular component (GO): SAGA complex; DUBm complex; nuclear pore
Molecular function (GO): transcription coactivator activity; chromatin binding
Source: RefSeq, a predicted model, not a curated record
CAUUAGUUCAUUACACUAAAUAACAAUAGGCAUUAAAUCAUUAAAUAAUAAAUACUAAUUAGUAAUUUGUGUCAUGUUCAUUCAUUAUUAUUCAAAUUUCAGAAGUUCAAUAUAUUUCCUAUUUAUUUACGUCAGUCUGGAAGUUAAUUGAAGUGUUGAAUAAUUCGAUUUUAUUUAAAACUCGUGGUUCAUAUCAGACUGUACUUAAAAAUACUUCAAAUACCUUAAAUCACGGAUCAUAGACAAUAGACAUAUUGAAAUGUAGAAUAUCUAAAUCAUACAAAUUAUUUAAUAUUUAUAUUUUAAAAACAUUUAAAAUAAGUAUAUUUUAUGAGUAUAUAAUUUAUAUUUUAAGUCUUAUAGACUAAUUUAUUUGGAUGUAUCAUGUAUGUUAAAAACAGAUAUCAAACUUAAAUGUGUGCUUAUUUGUUAUUCAUUAAAAAUAACAUAAUAUUAUACACCUAUUUAUGUUAUGUCACAAAAUAAAGUGAUGCUUGUAGACAAAGAAAAGUAAAUAUAGCUGUUUUAUUAAGAGUAACAUUAUAUACAUACAUGCACAAUGUCUCAAAACGAAACGUUUGAAGAUGAAGAAAAUUUCAAGUCAUUAGUUUGUCGAAGAUUGGUUGAAUGUGGUUGGAUGGAUGAAGUAACCAUGUUAUGCAAAGAAAAAUUAAAAGAUCGUUUAUCUAAAGGACAAACAGUAAAAUCCAUUACUGAAGAAGAUUUAUUUAAUGAUGUUGCUCCUGAUGCUAGAAGAAUGUUACCAGAUACAAUAAAAAGAGAAUUAAAAGUAAAAGUACAAAAUAAAUUAUUACAAACAGCUGGAUAUUUUGAUGAAACGGAUAGUGAAUCAUAAUUCAACAUUCAAGUCUUAUCUUAUUAAGUAUAUUCAGCAAAUUUAAUAUUUAAUUUUUAUUAAAAUAAUUAUUUUUAGAUAAAAACAAA